GUGUUGCAGUCAAACCAUUGGUUGCGCUCCUCGGUCAAAGACGGAACUUAUGACGUCGGUGCACCUUAUUGGUUUCACCACUACUGCCGCGGAGAUUUUGAAAAUACAAGGGAGUGGAAACGUCGUAAAUUCAUGUAACGAGUUCUAGCACAAGUCUUGUUUAUUCUUUAUAUCUGUUCCUUCGCAUACAUCUGGAAAAGGGCUGAUUACAGAGAAUAGGACAUAGAAAUAUCAUGGCCGAAGAGGUCGUUUGUCUUGAUGUCCAACCUCAGGAGGCGAACGUUAGCCAAACCGAACACAUCGUCGACGAUGCAGAGAUUGCAUGCAGUGAAAGUGUGCGGAAAGAGAGAGUGGACCUCGAGUCAGAAAUGGAAAUGGGUGCAGUAACCAGAGAAGAGCUUGCUAAAGAUGUUCCUCACAUAUCGCAAGGCCACAAACAAACGAACAACCCAGGCCUUUUCACAAGAAACGUAGAUCUUCCUCGACCAACGUUUUUGAGUGACAUUCAUAGGCAGAUUAGGCACUCCAGAAGACUAUUUCAGGACGAUGGUGACGGCGACGAAGAUGAUAAUGACGACGACAGCGGCACCGACUACCACAACAGCGACCAGUCUGGCACACAAUUACAAAGGGCUGAACGAAAUGGGCAUACUGCCCUUCCAGACACCUUUCAGACUAACCAUCUCAUUUAUUAUGAGAGGUUCAAGGCAUACCAAGACUACAUGCUAGGAGAUUGCAAAACCUCUGAAGUAAAAGCUUUCACAGCAGACUACCUGGAAAAGGUUGUGGAGCCUUGCGAAUGGCAAGCUGUGUGGUGCACAGAUGUUUUUGAUGUCUUGGUGGAGGUGGUGGAUGUAGACUACAAAGAGAUGAAGGCGAAAGUGGAGUUGGUGCUGCCUCUGCAGUGUGAGACCAGGGGCUGUGAGCUGACUGAGGAUGCCAUGAGGGCUCUGCUAGAGGCCACACUGCAUAAGGUUCCUGUGCUAGAGCUUCAGGUGGUCUAUGAGGAGACGGGAGACUUUGACCAGACUGCACUUGCCCUGGAACAUCUCAGGUUUUUCUACAAACAUAUCUGGAGGAAGUGGGAUGAAGAGGAUGAGGAUGAUGACUUUGAUUAUUUUGUGCGCUGUGUGGAGCCUCGCCUUAGGCUAUACUACGACAUUCUUGAAGACCGGGUGCCUGCUGGUCUUGUGGUGGAGUACCAUGCACUGCUGAGCCGCUGCUCUGAGAAGUACCAGGAGUUCUCCAGCCUGAGGAAUGGCCUGAGCAGCGACUCGGACUCUGAGCUGGACAACGUGUCGAUGGUGGAGGGCUUACGCCUGUAUGACCAGGUGGAGACCCUCAAACGCAAGCUCAGGAUCAUUGAAAACCCCCUGCUCAGGUACGUGCUGGGCUACAAGGUGAACUCUGGCCAGCACUUCAGCGCGGCCAAAGGCCGGCGGCCGGAGGGGGGCCGCGUGGUGCACGUGGUGUGCGCCUCCGCCACGGUCGGCCUCCUGCAGAGCCUGAUGGCUGACAAGCUGGGGCCCGAGUUCUCCGGAGAAGAGUUUGAAGUGCAGUUUCACAGUGACCCACAGCUUGCUGUGAAUACCUGCUACGAGGGGGAUGUGGUCAUCGUUUGCCCGGGUCACUACAACGUGAACAGCUCCAUCAGCAUCCCUGACUCCAUUCUACUGGAAGGUUAUGGCCUGCCGGAUGAGGUGGUAAUUGAGAAGAAGAGCAAAGGAGACACAUUUGUGGAGUGCACGGGGGCCAGCGUCAAGAUCUCCAACCUGAAAUUCAUCCAACAUGACGCCAUCGAAGGCAUCCUGUGUGUGCGUCAGGGAGCACUGGAGAUGGAGAACUGUGUGAUGCAGUGCAACACCACCGGCGUGAUCGUGCGCACCUCCGCCCAGCUCUCCAUGAACAUGUGUGACCUCUACGGAUCCAAGGGGGCGGGCGUGGAGAUCUACCCUGGCAGCGUGUGCAGUCUGCUGGGCAACGGCAUCCACCACUGCAAAGAAGGCAUCCUGAUAAAGGACUUUGCAGACCAGCUGGACGCUAUGCCUAAAAUCACCAUGGUCAACAACGUCAUUCAUAAUAACGAGGGCUAUGGUGUGAUCCUGGUCAAGCCAAACGACAGCAGGAGUAGUGAGGACCAGCCUGCCAAGGCGGGAAUUGCAGAUGAGCCGGAGGGUUCCGUGGGUCCUGCUGAGGUGGACACAGCCAUUGAGAUGGGCAGCUCCGAGGGUGACCUCCCCGAGGCCGAGAUCCCCAUCAUCGUGGUGGAGGAGGAUUGCUGUGUGGCCAGCGAGGGCUCCGAGGGAAACGACGCCAUCAAGCGCGAGCUUAUGGCCACCUCUGCCAAGAAGCUCCGCCUUCAGAGGAGCAGAGCCAAUCAGGUGGGCUCUAUGCAGGCUGAUGAGAACCUGCCAUCGCAGGAGAUGUUCGUCUCCAUCCAGGGCAACCAGUUCAAGCGCAAUGGCAAGGGCAGCUUCGGCACUUUUCUGUACUGAAUGUCCUUUUAUGACAAAAAAAUGCACAGACACACUUUACAAUGUUUAUUUAUUUUAUUUCUAACUGCAGUGACCGUGUCAAGGUGUGCAGGGCUUUUAAAUCUGUUGAUAUGAAGAAUUAAUAAAGGUGGUGUUGCUCAACCCACAGAUAUAGAUAAGUGUUUGUAUGUACGUAACUUUCACCUUGUGUUUUGAUCUUUACAAUAAUUUUAAAAUGGACACUAACAUAAUGUAUAAAUAUGAUGACUGCAUGCUUGUUCCUUUUCACCUUAAAUUUUCAAAUAUUCAGGAGGAUAUUGUGUGGCACAGGGGUUUCAUUCACUUAUUUUAUUAAUUUAAUAGUAUACAUCACUCCUAUGUUCACAGGUGCCAAAGAAAAAGCACUGGUAACAUUGUCUAAUAAACAGUAUUUCUAUAUCA
This is a messenger RNA of Alosa sapidissima (American shad), 2915 nucleotides long. It is a transcript of the gene shcbp1, whose product is annotated as SHC SH2-domain binding protein 1. The transcript is spliced from 14 exons. Bases 234 to 2495 code for a protein of 753 amino acids. Lineage: Eukaryota; Metazoa; Chordata; Actinopteri; Clupeiformes; Clupeidae. Gene Ontology annotation, biological process: fibroblast growth factor receptor signaling pathway. The record is from RefSeq and is a predicted model, not a curated record.